AUGUUGAAAAGGCUGGGCCUCGUAGCCUUAAGUCCAUUGGCUCAGACUAGGUCGGCUAACCUAUACCACACAAUACCCGGAAACAGCAUUGCCAAAUCAAUUAGAGAGCGCAUUAAGAAUGAUAUUGUUACGUUGAAGAAAUCUCAUCCCAAUUUCAGCCCGACCUUGAGAAUUAUUCAAGUCGGGGACCGUGCAGACUCGACGACAUACAUUCGGAUGAAACAAAAAGCGGCCGAAAAUUGCUCUAUGGUUUCGAAGACGGAGCAUUUGCCUGCUGACAUUACAGAACAGUCUCUGCUACAGCGUAUAAAAAUUAUCAAUGAUGAUCCUGCCGUUGAUGCUCUAUUGAUUCAGCUACCACUCCCAAGUCACUUGAAUGAAGAAAGAAUAACCGAGGCAAUUGCCCCUAACAAAGAUGUGGACGGACUAACAAGUGCCAAUGUUGGACAAUUGACAAAAAAAUCUGGCAAGCCAAAUUUCUUGCCUUGUACUCCCGAUGGUAUCAUGCAACUACUAAAAACGGAGGGUGUACCUUUAAAGGGUAAAUUAGCUGUCGUCAUUGGACGUUCUGAUAUAGUCGGAGUCCCCAUUUCGACCAUGUUGAGAAACGCAAAUGCAACAGUAAUCAAUUGUCACAGCUCUACUGUUAAUCUAGAGAAGCUGAUAAGUAUGGCCGAUGUUGUUGUUGCAGCGUGCGGUAUCCCGAACUUUGUUAAGGGAGAAUGGUUAAAACCAGAUAGUGUUGUCAUCGAUGUUGGUAUUAACUAUAUCAAAGAUUCCACCAAGAAAUCUGGCUUAAAGCUGGUAGGAGAUGUUGAUUUUGAAUCUGCGAAAGAGAAGGCUUCGCUGAUCACCCCAGUUCCCGGUGGUGUUGGGCCAAUGACUGUUGCUAUGCUGAUGAACAAUGUUUACACUGCUGCGAAAAGAAAUAUGGAAGAGUGUAACAGCAUUAAAAUUCAACCUUUACCGUUAGUCACCAAGAAUGAACCAAUUCCUUCUGAUUUUUCUAUUUCGAAGAGCCAGAUACCGAAGCACAUCAGUUGUUUAGCCAAAGAAUUGAGAAUUCUCCCCAAAGAACUAGAAUUGUUUGGCGACUACAAGGCUAAAAUUUCUUUAUCUACACUUGACAGAUUAAAAUCCAAAGAGAAUGGUAAAUACAUCCUUGUUGCAGGGAUCACACCAACGCCCCUUGGCGAAGGUAAAUCCACAACAACUGUUGGACUCGUUCAGGCUUUGACCGCGCAUUUGGGUAAACCAUCCAUUGCUACGCUGCGUCAGCCCUCCAUGGGCCCCACUUUUGGCGUAAAGGGUGGUGCCGCAGGGGGAGGUUACUCACAAGUUAUCCCUAUGGACGAAUUCAACCUUCACCUGACGGGGGAUAUUCAUGCUAUUGGCGCUGCAAACAACUUACUAGCUGCGGCUAUUGACACGAGAAUGUUUCAUGAAUUGACCCAAAAGAAUGACUCGACUUUUUACAAAAGAUUGGUUCCAAAAAAGAAUGGCAAAAGAACAUUUACAUCUGCCAUGCUGAACAGACUCCAAAGGUUGGGUAUCAAUAAGACCGAUCCUGACACUUUAAAUGAGAAAGAAAUUAAUAAAUUUGCAAGACUGAACAUCGAUCCCGAGCAGGUCAUUGUUAAGAGAGUUGUGGAUGUGAAUGAUCGCAUGCUGAGAAUGAUAACCAUAGGUCAAGCACCAACGGAAAAGGGCAUAACCAGGAAAACAGGGUUUGACAUUACUGUUGCUUCCGAGUUGAUGGCAAUCCUGGCUUUAUCCAAAGAUCUGAAGGAUAUGAGAAGAAGGAUCGGUCGUAUGGUUGUUGCUUUCGAUACAAAGAAUGACCCAAUUACUGCCGACGACAUAUGCUGUGCGGGUGCCGUGACUGCUUUACUGAAGGAUACUAUCAAACCAAACAUGAUGCAGACCUUAGAGGGUACCCCGGUGCUUGUCCAUGCCGGUCCCUUUGCAAACAUAUCUAUUGGUGCCUCUUCAGUUAUAGCUGAUCGUAUUGCGUUGAAACUAGUUGGUAAAGAAAAGGACAGCACCACUGAGACAGGGUACGUCGUCACGGAGGCCGGAUUUGAUUUCACGAUGGGUGGUGAAAGAUUUUUAAAUAUCAAGUGUCGGUCCUCUGGACACCACCCUGAUGCUGUUGUCCUAGUAGCUACAGUCAGAGCGAUUAAAUCUCACGGGGGUGCCAGUAAUGUGAAACCGGGGCAAUCAUUACCGGAAGAAUAUGUUACCGAGAGUGUGGACUUGGUUAAGGCAGGUGUUGCUAAUCUGGUCAAGCAGAUUCAAAACGUUAAGCUGUACGGUAUCCCCGUGGUGGUGGCUAUCAACAAGUUUGAAACAGAUACAGACAAGGAGGUGGACGUGAUCAAAAAGGCAUCCAUCGAUGCCGGUGCUUCGGAUGCUGUUGUAUCCAACCACUUUGCUGAGGGUGGGAGAGGUUCCGUUGAAUUAGCUCAUGCCGUUAUUGAUGCCGCUGACGAACCUUGUGAUUUCAAACACUUGUACGACACGGAGUCCUCAAUUGUGAGUAAAGUGGAAAGCAUCGUUACCAAGAUGUACGGUGGAGCCGGAGUAGCGAUAUCCCCUGAGGCUCAGAGAAAGAUCGAUAUGUAUGAGAGACAAGGUUUCCAUAACCUUCCAAUCUGUGUGGCGAAGACCCAAUACUCGCUGUCACACGAUGCAACUUUGAAGGGUGUCCCCACUGGGUUUACUUUCCCGAUCAGAGACGUCAAAGUUUCAACGGGUGCUGGUUACAUUCAAGUCUUGGCCAACGAGAUGCAAACUAUACCGGGUCUUUCCACGAACGCUGGUUACAUGAAUGUGGAGGUGACUGACGAUGGGGAGAUUCAAGGUUUAUUUUAA
Molecule: messenger RNA, 2874 nt
Organism: Huiozyma naganishii CBS 8797
Lineage: Eukaryota; Fungi; Ascomycota; Saccharomycetes; Saccharomycetales; Saccharomycetaceae
Gene: MIS1
Product: trifunctional formate-tetrahydrofolate ligase/methenyltetrahydrofolate cyclohydrolase/methylenetetrahydrofolate dehydrogenase MIS1
Exons: 1
Coding region: 1-2874 (957 amino acids)
Biological process (GO): tetrahydrofolate interconversion
Cellular component (GO): cytosol; mitochondrion
Molecular function (GO): formate-tetrahydrofolate ligase activity; methenyltetrahydrofolate cyclohydrolase activity; methylenetetrahydrofolate dehydrogenase (NADP+) activity
Source: RefSeq, a predicted model, not a curated record